Messenger RNA from Trypanosoma theileri, 873 nucleotides. RefSeq names its product potassium voltage-gated channel. Gene Ontology annotation, molecular function: protein binding. The coding region runs from base 1 to 873 and encodes 290 amino acids. NCBI's taxonomy places the organism in Eukaryota, Euglenozoa, Kinetoplastea, Trypanosomatida, Trypanosomatidae. The transcript has a single exon. Gene Ontology annotation, biological process: protein homooligomerization. The record is from RefSeq and is a predicted model, not a curated record.
AUGAAGAGCAGAGCAAUUAUCAAUGCGGGUGGGCAGAGGUUCGAGACAUUUUUCUCUACUCUUCAGCGCUUUCCUAACACGGCAUUCGCAAAAAUGUUUCCGCUGCCUCCUUCUGGGCGCAGAAGUCGGGAGUUCUUCCUAGAUGUUACUCCUCAGGUGUUUGAGUGUGUACUGAGUUUUUUACGAACAAAUCAGAUAAGUCUACCGAGAGACAAUGAGCAGGUACGAGCAGAACUUGUUCACUCUUUGAAUGAUUGGGGACUCCUUGAGCACGCAUUUCCAGCGUCAAACCAAACUGAUGCUUCCAACUUGCAUUCCGUACAGUUACCUGAUAUAUGUAUUGUGCAGAUUUGUGAUCAUAUGCAACAUGAUCAAGGCGUUAAACGACAUGCACUCACCAUUACAUAUGGUGCAGACGGAUUUCAACUACGUUCGCUCACACAACGCAUUCGCCGUGAUCUCGAGAGACAACUUUCUUCCACUUAUUGGCAGUGCUAUCAGACAAAUGAGCGGGCAGCCUUCUUUGUGACAACAAAGGUGGCCAACGGAACAGCAGAUCUUCUAACAACUUCUGUGACUCAGCAGUUAAUUGAGCACACAGAAUCAAUAGGGUAUUCCUUGGUUUCUUCUUAUGUGACGCUAAGCCCUGAUGUGGUACACACCAGUGUGCGUAUGCUUAUUCACAAUUUUACCUUCCGACGCACACAUCAAACUGCAUUGGAAUCGAGUGAUAUGUUAACACUGAGUGAAGAUGACACCAUUGAAACACAUGAAAACAUUACUCCACUUCGUGUGGGUCCACAGAGACACUCAUCAACAGGAGAUCAGUCUAUUCCACCAAAUAAUAUCAGAGCAGCAGACAUAUGGACAUAA